GGUGAUGUGAGAGAGCGCGCUCGCGGUGCAUGCGGUGGUCGGCCGCAUCGCAGCAGGCGGCGACGGCGAUAACAAUGCACUGUCAGUUGACGUUUGAACGUCGCGACGUGCGGAAGCCGGUUGUUUGGAUUGGAAAACGGUUUAGAUUUGGGUAUAUUGGCGACGGGGUUCACAGGUGGCUGCAACAAGUUUGCGUUGAUUGACGAUAGGUUCUGUUCUCGAUAGUUGUUAGUGAAGCGGUUAGUGAGUGAUUUAGCGUGUAAACAAACGAGCAGCAGCGAGGCGAGAUAGCGCGGGCGCGGAAAGUAAACACCAACCCGCACAAAUCUGUCUAAUUAAUUAGCGCGCAUCACUAUCAAGUGGGUACAAUUAAAAUUAAAUAAAAAUUGUUGCUUCAAGCAUCGCGGUUGAUCGAGAAGAAGGAAACGACGAGUAGUGAGCGAGCGAGAGUAUGUGAACCGCGGAGUGAUUUGUUGUCUUAUUUUUAAUUAAGAGCUCCGGAGCGAUAACCACAUGGUCGAGGUCUGGCGGGAUUUUUUUCCAUGAAUGAAACUCCGAAGAGCGAGGAGGAUCGUCAUCAUCAUCAGCAGCACUGAAGAGCGAGUGCAUGUCACUGUGACAACAGGCAAAGCAACGGCAAAAGCUUAUAAUUAUUCAAAUAUUUAACUUUUCAAAGAGAGAUAAAUAACACACCGGAGCGCUAUUGCUGCUGGAAUGCUCCGCAAGUGUCAGGCAGUAGGCGACGAAACAAGUGCUGAAAUUUAUUAGUGUUUAGCCUGUUUAGCAACAUCACAGCCUACUGUACAGCCGAAGAAGCGACAAGAGUCGUGGCGAAGCACACGGAAGAAAAAAAAGAGCGAAUCGGAAGAAUUUCUCAAAAAGAAGAUAUCACUUUGCGCGCGAGUUAUUUUAAUUAGAAAACGCAACCAACAGCACUCGGUGGCAUUUGAAGUGCAGUCGCGGUACGGUUCAAGAAAAAAAUAAAGUGCAAUUUGCACACACAGCGACUGUAACAACUGUGGGAAGGUAAGGCGAAGAGGCACCACGCUGGUGUGAAAUUUGAGAAGUUUGAAGUCGAAGCCAAGCAGGCUCGGCAGACCCCUGCACUCAAGUGAUUUCAGUUUUAGUGAGUGUGAAGAAAAGCAAAACAAAUAGGUGCAAGCAAGUGCAGGAAAGAAGUGUUGUGUAAUUCGAUCAUUACUGCCUACCUACUAGUCGGUCGAAGAAGCCGGGUUCCACCAUCGCAUCGAUUGGAUCGGGACGACGACAGGCUGAGGAGGUGAGCUAAGCAGGCGGAAGGAAUUUUGCAACCCGGCAACCGCAGCCAGUCAGCCAGCCAGCCGGUGCCCGCUGACUUGGAUCCUUCGGCCAACAAGAUAGUUGCCGACAGCAGUCAGUUAUCCCAGAUGAUGACGAUGGACGUCACCAAGCCGGAACCGCCGUCCGGUGGCGGCGGUGGUGUUGGAGGCAGUGUUGCCAGCGGAAAUGGUUCGCAGCAGUCUGGGCCCGUAACCGGCGGCGGUCAAAAUGGAAUUGGGAACGGCAAUGGCCCGCAUAGUCACAAUCACAACCAGCAGCUGUGCGCCGGCUGCGGGAAACACAUUCAGGAUCGGUUUUUGCUGCGGGCACUGGAUCUGCUGUGGCACGAGGAUUGUUUGAAAUGUGGUUGCUGCGAUUGUCGCCUCGGGGAGGUUGGAUCCACAUUGUACACCAAGGGCAAUCUGAUGCUGUGCAAGCGGGAUUAUCUGAGCUUGAAAAAUUCCAGGCUGUUUGGCAACACUGGCUUCUGCGCCGCGUGCAACAAAGUGAUACCGGCCUUCGAGAUGGUGAUGCGGGCCCGGAACAAUGUGUAUCAUCUGGAGUGCUUCGCCUGUCAGCAGUGCAAUCAUCGGUUCUGCGUCGGGGACAAGUUCUACCUGUGCGAGAACAAAAUCCUCUGCGAGUACGACUACGAGGAACGGUUGGUGUUCGCCUCGAUGGCCAACCACCCGAUGCUGAAACGUCAAAUCGGAACGGGGGGUCCACAGCAGCAGCAACAGCAACAACAACAGCAGCAAGGGGGUGGCGUCGGAGCCGGAGGUCAUCCACACCCGGUUCAGAACGGCAUCGGAGGAGGCCAUGGAUCGGGACCGGGACAGCAGCAGCAGCAAGGUCAAUCGCAGAACUCGCUGAUGUCGCAGCUGGUGGCCGGGCAGCGGGCUGCCGGAGGCGACCAUAACAAUAACAGUAAUCUACCGGUGUCACUCGGUGGCGGCGGUCCGUCACCGUUCGGGACGCCUACGCACAUGAAGGCCGCCCUCAGCUCCGCUAGUUAAAUUUGCGUUGUUCCUUCUUUUCACCGCCUAUAUCUGUAUGUAGCUGUUGUGUAUGUUCUGGGUGAAGAAACAAAGGGAUGGAAAAUUACUCAAAUUACUCGAAAAGCCGAAAAAACUCACAACGAUGUGCAAUAUUUUUGAACUGCGCUCUCAUCCCAGCGCACUCGACGACAUAUUCGGCUGUCAUUAAUUGUUGCGUCAGAAGAAGAAAACCUAACCUAUCAAAGCAGCCAUGUGCCAACAAAGCGAAAACGCAUUGCGAGACCCCUCGUUUCACGUUCGCGUGGUGCGCCGCGCAUCAAUGUGUCAUAUUUUUCGCGAUCGCCUACUGCGUUGUUUAUUUUUUUUGUCGCGGUGCAUAACUGCACACGCGAGUGCCAUAAAUUUAUGCAGUUUUUUUUUCGAGGAAAAAACGGAAAUCAGUUCAGCAUAAAUCAAAUUUACUCAAUUAGAUAAGCCCGCGAUUGGUGGUGCGAAGGAAGGCGGGUUUGUUUAACACUUCAUUUUGCGCUAUUUGGAGCGAAUAAAUUACGCUGCACUGGUGUUCAGCGCGCUCUGCGGGAUGAGAUAAAAACGGGACAGACAGAUUCUCUUCAGGAAUUCCUCGAGGAAUCCGUUCAGGAAUUCAUCCAGGAAUCGCUUCAUAAAUUCCUCCAGGAUUUCCUUCAAGAAUUCCUCUAGGAAUUCCUUCAGGAUUUCCUGGAGGAAUUCCUAAAAGGAUUCCUCGAGAGAUUCCAGGAGAAAUUCAUAGAGGAAUUCUUGGAGAGAUUUCUGAAGGGGUUUCUGGAAGAAUUCCUGAAGAGAUUCUUGCAGGAAUUCCUGAAGAGAUUCCUGGAGGAAUUCCCGAAGGGAUUCCUGGAGGAAUUCCCGAAGAGAUUCCUGGGGAAUUUCCCAAAGGGAUUCCUGGAGGAAUUCUCGAAGGGAUUCCUGGAGGGAUUUCCGAAGGGAUUCCUGGAGGAAUUCCUGGAGAAAUUGCUGGAGGGAUUCCUGGAGAAAUUUCUAGAGGAAUCCUUGGAGAAUCCUUACGGGAUACCUGGAGGAAUUCCUGAAGGGAUUCCUGGCGGAAUUUCUUGAGGAAUUC
Aedes albopictus (Asian tiger mosquito) is the source of this 3396-nucleotide messenger RNA. Its product is annotated as LIM domain transcription factor LMO4.1-like. The coding region runs from base 1407 to 2315 and encodes 302 amino acids. Gene Ontology annotation, cellular component: nucleus. The record is from RefSeq and is a predicted model, not a curated record. The transcript has 4 exons. Gene Ontology annotation, biological process: positive regulation of transcription by RNA polymerase II. Gene Ontology annotation, molecular function: DNA-binding transcription factor binding; transcription coactivator activity. NCBI's taxonomy places the organism in Eukaryota, Metazoa, Arthropoda, Insecta, Diptera, Culicidae.